AUGAGGAACCCGCGGGAGCUCGCAGACCGUUCAAGGUAUUGCCGAUUUCACCGACAGCACGGACACAACACUGAACAGUGCUACGAGCUGAAGAGGCAAAUCGAGGAGCUCAUCCUCAGAGGACACCUCGGCCAGUACCUCCGGCCGAACAAGGGGCAGUCACCUCGACCGGAGGGCCGCGUCGAGCGCCACAUCGAUGUGAUAGCCGGGGGCCCUGCAUUAGGGGGAGGCUCCAUGUCGGGCAGAAAGGCGUAUGCCCGAGCCGCCCCUGACGAAGCCCCGGGACGCGAGCCCGAGCCCGAGAUUACCUUCCCAACCGGAGCUUCCGAGCGCCCCGACCACGACGACGCCUUAGUGAUAUCGGCCAGGGUAGCCAACGCGCAAGUAAGGAGAAUCAUGGUCGACACGGGGAGCUCGGCCGAUAUACUUUACUUCGACGCCUUCCAGAAGCUGGGCUUGGCCAGGGAAAAUCUGAGCCCGAUGUGCUCGACACUCACCGGUUUCACGGGAGAUUCGAUAUCACCCCUAGGGGCUAUUACUUUGCCCUUGACUCUGGGGACCCCGUCGAGGUCGAAGACGGUGAUGACCACUUUCUUGGUGGUCGACCUUCCCACCGCCUAA
Messenger RNA from Musa acuminata AAA Group (dessert banana), 621 nucleotides. RefSeq lists its product as uncharacterized. Bases 1 to 621 code for a protein of 206 amino acids. Lineage: Eukaryota; Viridiplantae; Streptophyta; Magnoliopsida; Zingiberales; Musaceae. The record is from RefSeq and is a predicted model, not a curated record. The transcript has a single exon.